UCUCUCUAUAUCUGCCUUGGACUGCCCGAGUUCACUUUCCGAGCUACGGUGGAGCUGAGCUGCGACCCUUAUAACAGGCUUGUUGCUGCUUUUGGAGUUUGCUGUCGUGUCCUUUUAAACAUUAGCUGACCGCACUUUGGGGCAUCGUCGUUACCUGUGGGUGCACUUUUAAAAGCAAACUUUCCCCAUCAAAGAUGAUUCAUUGUGGCACCGUGAGGUCUUUCACUCGAUGCUUAGUUCGUAGAAAACUCAUAAGCCAAAAUAAUCUCGAAGAUACCAAACUAUGCCGCUGUUUGUCCACCAUAGACCUGAUAGCUCUGGGAGUUGGCAGCACUCUCGGAGCUGGUGUUUAUGUGCUAGCUGGUGAGGUCGCUAAAUGGGAUUCUGGACCCAGCAUUAUCAUCUCGUUCCUAAUUGCGGCACUGGCUUCAGUGAUGGCCGGUCUAUGCUAUGCAGAAUUUGGGGCCCGUGUUCCAAAGACUGGUUCUGCAUAUCUAUACAGUUACGUGACUGUUGGUGAGCUCUGGGCAUUUAUCACGGGCUGGAACUUAAUUCUUUCUUAUGUCAUUGGUACAUCAAGUGUUGCCAGGGCAUGGAGUGGUACCUUUGAUGAACUUGUUGGCAAACAGAUUGGAACUUUCUUUGGCACAUACUUCAGGAUGAAUUCACCAGGACUGGCAGAAUAUCCAGACUUUUUUGCAGUGUGUCUUAUAUUAUUAUUGUCAGGUCUCCUAUCAUUUGGUGUGAAGGAAUCUGCUUGGGUUACCAAAAUAUUUACAGCCAUCAACAUUUUGGUUCUUAUAUUUGUUAUUAUCACUGGGUUUGUGAAAGGAGAUACUGAGAACUGGAAGAUCAGUGAGGAAGCUCUCGUAAACUUCACAGUUGUUACAAACAAUCUGUCGUCUUCAGAGAAUGUUACCAGUAAUUAUGGGAUAGGUGGUUUCACACCAUAUGGAAUAGCUGGAACAUUGGCUGGUGCUGCUACCUGCUUCUAUGCAUUUGUUGGAUUUGACUGUAUUGCUACUACCGGUGAAGAGGUGAAAAAUCCUCAAAAGGCUAUUCCCAUAGGAAUUGUAACUUCACUUUUGGUUUGCUUCUUGGCAUACUUUGGAGUUUCAGCAGCUCUGACCCUCAUGAUGCCUUACUACCUACUGGAUACAAGAAGUCCACUACCUGUAGCUUUCGAAUAUGUUGGCUGGGGUCCUGCAAAAUACCUGGUGGCAGUGGGAUCUCUCUGUGCAUUAUCAACAAGUCUACUUGGUUCCAUUUUCCCCAUGCCCCGUGUAAUCUAUGCUAUGGCUGAAGAUGGGUUGCUUUUCAAAGUUUUAGCCCACAUCAAUUCUAAGACGAAGACGCCAUGUAUUGCUACAAUGUCAUCAGGUGUGGUUGCAGCUGUCAUGGCAUUCCUCUUUGAUCUUAAAGCCUUGGUGGAUAUGAUGUCUAUUGGGACCCUCCUGGCAUAUACUCUGGUAGCAGCAUGUGUACUCCUCCUCAGGUAUCAACCAGAUUCACUCUAUGCAAGACAAAAAUGCUCUUCGGAAAGACAGAACCUCACAGCUGAGGAGGACGGUGAAUUAGAUGAAAAUGAAUCCGAUUCCCAUAUGACCAUGUUCAAAAAUCAAGACUUCGCCUGUACAUCGCUGCUGAAUCCCUCUGCGAUCCCAACAGAACAAACAUCAAGUGUGGUGUAUGGUUGUGUUGGGUUUCUAGCUGUUAUCAUUUGUGCAUUAAGUGUGCUGGUUACUUAUGCCAAUGAAGCCAUUCUUUCUGCGGUGCCCUGGAGCACAGGGAUGCUUGCUGUACUGCUGAUCAUACUUGGUGUCUUUGUUUUCAUCAUCUACAAACAACCUCAGAGUCAGCUCAAAGUAACGUUCAUGGUUCCACUUCUACCAUUCCUACCUCUAAUCAGCAUCUUUGUCAAUAUCUACUUGAUGAUGCAGUUGAAUGGAGGCACUUGGAUUCGUUUUUCUAUUUGGAUGGCUGUUGGAUUUGCAAUCUAUUUUGGUUAUGGCAUCAGACAUAGUGUGGAAAGUCACCGUGACGAUGAAUCAGUGUACAGUGAAACUGAGCACACAAAGAACGUGGAAGGAAUGGACGACAAUGAAAUGGCGACUGAGCUUGACCAGUUUAUAAUACAUGAAAAGACAAGUGAAUGUCAGCUUUAAGCAGCAAUGAAAUGUGCCACUUUCCUACAUCAGACAUCUUUGUGUUAUCAGGAGCAAUGUAUUGACUUUGGUCUCAGAAUUUGAAAAAAAACUCUUAAUAGAUAAAUAGUACUAAUAACUGAGUGUUUUGCAGCAGAUCACCUGAAAUUACUGAAAGGGGAACUGAAUGUUUGUUGAUUAUCUACAGGUCAUGUGCAGUAACACCAAGAUUUUCUUUGUCCCAUCAAAACUAAAAUAUAUUUUCCCGAAACAAUCGGAUGUCUGCCCUGAUAAAAGAUUAUCUAGUAGGUGGCAGGUGACUGUAAAGGUUUUAAUUUCCAUUUUUCUGCAAAGCAGCAAAAGUGUGUGUUUUUUAAACUAGUCGGGCAGUGUAAUGCAACAUUUAUCACAGUCUUUGGAAGAUUUUCUGUAACUCCAAAUUAAAGUGUUCUGUGGAUGCUAUUUCAUUCAUUCAGAAGGUGACAAAUGAAAGCAUAAGAAAUGGGAGAAAGCGUAGGCCAUAUGGCCCUCUAGCUAGCUCGGCAGCAUUUAAUCACUACUUUACUGAGUGUUCUUACAUUCACAUUUUUAGAAACAAAAGGGGGGAGCAAAAAAUGUGCAUUUUCUCCAUAUACUAAACUCUGGAAACUUGGAAAAAUACCACCCUGAAGUAUUCUGAAACGUUAACUCCGUUAACACAUAUAUCUGCAAAUUUUAGAUUGCAGCCACUAGAUCUUAAAAAUCUAACAAAGGGCUUCAGAUCACACAGUUGCAAGUUUGUAUGAAAUGGUGAAACAACCACACAUGCUUCUAAAGUUCAAAAUCAUAUGUAGAAAGCAACUUGUGUGAAUUUACAAUGUAUUUAAUAUUCCUAAGUCCUUAUAAGAGAUGUUCCUAUCCAUUUUGGUGGUGCUAUAUUUUCAGUUCCUGAUUAUAAAUCACCUUCAUUUGACAAAAUCUGAAAAGAAAUCCAUGAACCUCCAAACUCUUGGAUCAUGUAAUAAUGAGCUGUGAUGCUCAAAAAUGAAUUCUAAAGUGGUUGCAGCACUAUGCCCAUGUCAGCUAUCUGUAAAAGCAACCCAACUAAUUCUGCUCCCAUGCUUUUUCCCCAUCGCCCUGCAAUUUUUUUUAAGAUACCUAGUUACCUUUUGGAAAACCAUGAAAAUGUCUGCCAUCAACACACUCAGAGAGUGCAUUCCAGGUCCUAACCAUUCAGUACAUAAAAAAGAUUUCCUUCACAUCAUUGUUAGUCCUUUUACCAUUCUUAAAUCAGCAGCUUCAGAUUUUCAAAGCAUCUGCUAAUUGAAAUAGAUAACGAAGUGUGGGGCUGGAUGAACUUUUUUUCUGAUGAAGGGUCUAGGCCCGAAACGUUGGCUUUUGUGCUCCUGAGAUGCUGCUUGGCCUGCUGUGUUCAUCCAGCUUCACACUUUGUUAUCUUGGAUUCUCCAGCAUCUGCAGUUCCCAUUAUCACUGCUAAUUGAAAUAGCUUCUGUGGCACUUCACAACUUUGAACAUGUCUUCAAAAUUUUAUUUCAAACCUUCUAUUCUGUAGAGAGAAUAACACCUGCUUUACAAAAUUAUUCACAUUAUUGGAGCUCUGCAUUGCAGGAACCAUUCUCAUAAAUUUUCUGCACCAUUUCUGAGUCCUUCACAUCAUUCUUAGAGCGUGAUGUCCAAUUCCAGACAUUAAAGCCCAGUUGAGUCUAAACCAGUGUUUUGUAAACCUUAACCAAAACUUCCUUGCUUUUAUUCUCUAUGGGUAAAACCUUCUCCUCCCAUAGGGGAUGAGCUUAAGUUGCAGAGGGUAAGUCGUUGUUUGACCUUCUCACCCUACCACCAGUUGAAACCCCUAAAAAGCAAUUAAGGACUGCUUAACAGCCUCAGCCCAGGUGUUUAUAUAUUUUCAGAUCAACCACUUAUAGUGUCAUGGAGUCAUUCAGCACGUAAAUGGAACCUUCGGCCUAACACACCCAUACCGAUUAGGUUUCCGAAACUGAACUAGUCCCACUUGCCUGCAUCUGGCCCAUAUUCCUCUAAACCUUUUCUAUCCAUGUACCUGUCUAAAUGUCUUUUAAAUGUUGUAAUUGUACUCACCUCCGGCACUUCCUAUGCCAGCUUGUUCCAUAUGUGCACCACCCUCUCUGUGAAAAAGUUGCCUGUCAGGGCACUUUUAAAUCUUUCCCCUCUCAUCUUAAACCUAUGCCGUCUAGUUUUGGACUCCCUACCCUGGGGAAAACACCUUGGCUAUUCACCUUAUCAAUGCCCCUCAUGAUUUUAUGAACCUCUAUAAAGUCAUUCCUCAGCCUCCUACACACCAGUGAAAAAAGGUCGCAGCCUAUCCAGUCUCUUCUUAUAAGUCAAACCCUCCAGUCUCAGUAACAUUCUUUUAAAUCUUUUACACACCCUUUCCAGAUUAAUAACAUUCUUCCCAUGGCAGUGUGACCGGAGUUGUAUGUGGUACUCCAAAUAUUCUGAGGAAGGCACACUUGACCCAAAAUGUUAACUCUGAUUUCACUCAACAGAUGCUGUCAGACCUGCUGUGCCUUUUCAGCAAUUUCAAUUUUUGUCACUGAAAUUAUGUCUCCUAGUUCUAAAAUCAGUAGCUAGGGGAAACAUCCUACUUGCAUUAACCCUAUCAUGCCCUGUAGAAACUUUGUAAAUUUCAGUAAGGUCAUUUCUCAUUCUUCAAAACUGUGGAGAAUACAGGCCAAUUUUACUCAAUGUCUCCUCAUAAACAUCCCAUUAUCCAAACGAUUAAUUUGGCAAACCUCUGUUUCGUUUCAAUCAUAGCAUAUUUUUAAAUAAGGAGACCAAAACUGGACAUAAUAUUUUGUGUUCUGGAUGAAGGGUCUAGGCCCGAAAUGUCAGCUUUUGUGCUCCUGAGAUGCUGCUUGGCCUGCUGUGUUCAUCCAGCUCCACACUUUGUUAUCUAUAAAUAUUUAGUGUGGUCUCACCAAGCAUCUAAACAACUGCAGCACUUGUACUCAAAUUCUUUUGUUAUUAACAUGCCAGCUUUCUUCCUUAUUAAUUGGUGCACCUAUAUUUUUAAAAUUCAUUCAGAGGAUAUGGGCAUCACUGGCUAGGCCAGCAUUGAUUUUCAUCCCUGAUCACCUGCAGGGCAGUUAAGUGUCAGUCACAUUGCAGUGGUUUUGGAGUCACAUGUGGGCCUGGCAAUGACAGAUUCCCUUCCCUAAAGGUCAUAUACAGACCAGAUGAGUUUUUGCAACAGACAACACUGGGUACAUUGUCACCAUUAAGCUAGCUCUUUAAAAUUCAAUUUUCACCACCUCUCACAGUGGGAUUUGAACUAAUGCCAGCAGGACGCUGGGGUUUUGGAUUGCCAAUGCAGUAACAUCACCACCAUACCACUCAAUCACUUUAGAGGCCAGCAGUUUCCAACUUUUUACUACUUAAGGAAUGUCUUUCUGCUUUUUUCUCUCAAUGUUCGCAACACCUCAUUUAUUCACAUUAUAUUUCACCUGCUAUGUUCUUGCCCAAGUCCUUUAGAAGUCUUUAUACACCAGCCAACUGCGUAAUCCUCACCAAUCCUUUCUGUCACUUCAUCAAAAGAUUAACUCAAUCAAGUUAAUUAAACACAGCCUCAAAUGAAGUAGUUUUGACAACUUUGGAGUAAGUAGUAGACAGGGAUAAUAUUGUAGGGACAGGAAAAUCUUUGCAAUAUGGUCUCUAUAAUCCCCCUACCUGACCCAAACUGUAGUUAAAGUGAUUCUUUUCUGUUACAAUUUUGUUUUAAUAUGUAUGAAUAUUCUAAAUCAUGGCAUAUAACCAAAGGGACGUUUUUUUCAUCAGUGGUAACAGUGGUACUAGAAAAUUGAUCAUUAUUGUAUUUUGCAAGUCAGCAGUCAACCAAAUGGUAAAUUUUUACAUCAAGCGGUCAGUAAAAAUGCAUGUAAUUUUCAUUUUGACGGCAGUGAUUGACUGUUUUUGCUGAUCAAUUAACUGUUAUAAACCCUGUGCUCAAUUUGCCUGAAAUGUUUAGUGGGCUGGGGUUGCCACCUCUUUACUGCCCACACUAAAAGCAAAAGUUACUCUCAAGAUAAAUCUUGUCAUUUCUUUAUCAAAGUGCUGUGCAUUCCAUAUAUAAUUGCCAAAUUAGUAGAAACUGCUCAUACUUGCUGCUUUUAUUUUCAAUUGUAGUUCUGUUGUGUAGAGUCUGGGAUUCCUUAACAUACUUUGGAUGAAGCUUCACAAUUUUAAUGCAUGUUGUGGGUAAGUUCCAACAUGCUAGGAAGUAGCUGAUGACCUUUAAGUGAAAAUGUUACUACUUGUUAAUUAUAAAUAAGAAGGCCACAACACUGUAUGUAUAGAGAACUACAUCUAAAAGAGUCUGCCAAUUCAAACGUUUGAAUGUCUUUUGCCUUUGCUAAUUUGAUUAUAUUACAUUGUCCUGAAAUGGAAUGAUAAUCAGUGAUACUGGCAAGUCUUGCAAUGGAUGAUAUUAUCAUAACAGGAUCUGCUGCUUGUAAUAAAUAAUGUUUUCACUGCUCGUUGUGCUGAAACACAAAAUAUAUAGGGAAGAAAGGAAUAAUUGUUCCUUUUUAUUUCUCAAGGUAAACUGGAUUUGUGCAUCUGAUAAAACUGUUGAAACCUUAAGAGACAGUUUGUAAAAAUGUAAUUCACUCACAAUGCUGCUUAAUCAUUACUUGUACAAUAGGGCAACAUUUUUAAGUGUAUUUUGAUGGAUUAAUUUUAACAGAACUAUUUCAAGAAGACAGCACGCAAAAUUAUUUUAUAUCAACUUUUAUUCGAUGAAAAAUCUUGAUGAGGCAAAUGUUUACCAAAGGAUACUUGAUAAUUAUAAUAUCUUUUGAGAAGAUGAGAAGAAAAAUUUACUGUAUGUAUGAAGACAUUGAUUUACUUUUAUUUAACUCUAAACUAAUUUUCCUGUAUGUGCUAGUGUUGAUACAUUCCUAUGAUUCCUGCAUAAUCAGUUCCUAGUCUCCAAAUGCCAUCAAGAAAAGCUGAAAAGAAGAACAAGCACUUUAACCAAAAGUGAGAAAAGUUUAAGGGAGAGAGAGAGGAUAAUAAAAUGUGAGGCUGGAUGAACACAGCAGGCUAAGCAGCAUCUCAGGAGCACAAAGCUGACGUUUCGGGCCUAGACCCUUCAUCAGAGAGGGGGAUGGGGUGAGGGUUCUGGAAUAAAUAGGGAGAGAAGGGGAGGCAGACCGAAGAUGGAGAGAAAAGAAGAUAGAUGGAGAGAGUAUAGGUGGGGAGGUAGGGAGGGGAUAGGUCAGUCCAGGGAAGAUGGUCAGGUCAAGGAGGUGGGAUGAGGUUAGUAGGUAGAUGGGGGUGCGGCUUGGGGUGGGAGGAAGAACAGGUUAGGGAGGCAGAGACAGGUUGGACUGGUUUUGGGAAGUUUAAGGGAGGUUUAUUUUGGAAUUUCAGUUAGUGCUUCUAGUUCAGAGAAUGGCAUUGGCACUAAGCAGGAAUGUUUGCCUGCUUGCCCAGAAAGUGAAACACAGUACGUAAUGCACGGGGAUAAGAACUAUGUUAGAUUAACAAAAGAUUAAAAGAAACAGAAAAAAAUACUCCUCAGAAAUCUGAAUGUCUGACAGUUUAUUGUCAAGGACCCUAGUAAUCCAUCGGUGAGUGUCAUCUGUCACAUUCCCAAUUGCAAUUCAAACCCAAGCAUGAACUAAAAAUAUUAUUUAGAAUUACUGCUGGUCAACCAAAAGUUUAACGGUGUAAAACUUUAUUCUUAGUAAUUACUGAAAUCAAGAAAGAUUCAGCCAAUUCUAGAAUGGAAAAGUAAGACUGGUGCUACAGUAAGCAGAUGAUCCAUUUCAACAGUUUACUGUGCAGAGAACUAUGUCAAAAAGAAGAUCAUGUAAAUAAUCAUAACACAAGGGCAGCUACUGAUGAAUUACCAAUGAUCAGGCAGAUACACUCUAGUCUAUUAAAACCCUAAAUGCAAAAAAUGUAUAAGAACAUCAAACAAUGAGAAUUAAGAAUGUCUUACCUAUUCGUUAUUCACAGACCUUGUACUUGUUAAAGACUACUCACCUGCUUAAUCCUUUUUGAGAAUGUUCUGUUAAUAAGUCCACAUACAUUCUCAAAGAAUAAGAAGGUUCUUUAUUGGCCUAGAGAUAGUAGGAACUGCAGAUGCUGGAGAAUCUGAGAUAACAAGGUGUAGAGCUGGAUGAACACAGCAGGCCAAGCAGCAUCAAAGGAUCAGGAAAGCUGAUGUUUCGGGCCUAGACCCUUCUUCAGAAAUGCUGAAGGGUCUAGGCCUGAAACAUCAGCCUUCCUGCUCCUCUGAUGCUCUACACCUUGUUAUCUCUUUAUUAGCCUAUUUGGGAGUAUUUUUAAAAUGGAUUUUGUGUAUUUUUAAAUCGAUGAAAAUAUACUCAUGCACAAAUAUUUCUGCAUAGUUUCAAAAAUGCUCAUCCUUCAGACCAGUUUUUAAUAGCUUUUCUAAGAAUUGAUAAAUUGUUCAUUUGCUCAGCAAUGUCAACCAGCACUUGCAUGGUGACCCUCAGAUUAAACCACCACCAGUUGCUCCCUCUGAUGAGAGAUAAGACCUGUGACCCAGCAAGAUUUGAAAUUAUUAUCCAAACCUGAGGCUAUAACUCUCACCAUUAUAAGCAUGUUCAUCAAUGUACUAUCACAAAGUAGUUUGUUGAUUAUGCAAAUGAUAUAAUGCUUGGCUGGACCAGAUUAAUUUCUUAUAAAAACAAUCUCAGCAGUCUGUAGUUGAGGUAUAUUAACUGCAAGAAAUCAUUGAUGCAUGUUCUCCUUAAUAGAAGGAGGUACCAAAUGAAGUGAAUGGCAUAGAGAGCAAUAGAUAUACAUACAAACGGUUUCCUUUGACAUCUCCCAUGACCUCAGUACAUCCCAAAACACUUUACAGAGAAUAAAGCACUUUCAAAGUGUCAAGAAAUGUGGCAGGUAAUUUGCAUGCAGCAAGUUCAUCAAGAGAACAAAACCUGAUCUUUGUAAAGUACCAAGGGAACUUUUUGCUGUCUAAAUGGGUCUUAGUUUAAUAUCUCAUGCCAAAAACAGCAGUUGAUAUUUUAGUAUAUUCAAAACUGAGCCACCUGCUGAGAGAUCAAAUCAGACUUAGUGGUCUGCCAGUGGAAUUUUCUUUCACACUGCACCAAAAUAACACUGUAAGUUAUGCCUCAAAGUUUUUGGUGUAACAUCUGAACCCUCAAUUUCUGCUGACCAAGUGAUGACACUAAUACAACCAUGAUACCUAGAAUUGUAUAUCAAAUUGAUGUUCAAAGCUCAGUUCCAACUUACGCAGAGUUGGCGGUUCUGAAUCAGUGAAAGAACAACAAAUACACUUGGCACAGAUGCAAAUCAGGGUGUUAAAAACUGGUCAGCAAUUCCAUUGCUCAAACUUGCUUAAUAUCUUUUGUUGAAAUUGUGUCUGGCCGGCAGAUGGAAACUCAACUGAACUCAGCUAUGAUUCUCUUGCAGUCAAAUAGCCUAUCAACAUUGAUGUUUGGUAUUACCAUUUGGCCUCUUUAAUAAAGAAUUUUAAAAAAGUAAAUAAAAAUUGCUGGAAAUCUUAAAUAAGAACAAAAUGCAGUAUUCAGUCCUGUCAGCAUUGACUAACAGAGAAGAAACACAGUUUUUGAUGUUGAUUUUGUCCUCUUUUCAUAAACAUUGAUUAACUUAGUCUUUCAGAACAAUUCUGUGUUGAGUCGUUGAUUUUUGGCAUAAUAUUCUCAAAACUCAUUAGGGUGCCCAGUUCUUGACUCAAGAUGGAGGUAACGCCUUCAGGAGUUAGAGUAAUUGGCAAUUAAAUUAACAAAAUGGUUUCAUUUGAUGGCUAAUUUGGAAAGUAUCUUUUAAAAACUGACUGAAUAUUUGAACCAUUUACAAUUAUCAGCAGAGAAAAGUUAAUCAGAUAAUUUAUUUUUAUAAUUUAUUAAGUUUAUAUCUAAUGACAUUAAGGACAAAUUACCUCCUAAAAAGCAACAAAAAUAACAUGAUGCAAAAUUAAUUGAACUUAAUCUGUUGUGCUUUAAAGAAUUUGUGUACAUGUUCUUGUAAAAUUGAGUGACUUUUAUCAGAAUGUAUAAUGCUUUGUUGCUUUACAAAAUUGCUUACCUGUGUUUCUAAUAUAUUGCAGUAACAAUGAAAGAUAACUUCAACAUAGAAUUCCAAGAGGCUGGAUGAACACAGCAGGCCAAGCAGCAUCUCUUCAACAUAGAAUUGUUUGUUUUUUUUUAAACCACUUCACCCCAUACAAUUAUUCCAUAUUUGCAAAAUCAUAGAAUCCCUACAGUUUGGAGGCAAGCCAUUCAACCCAUCAAGUCAACACUCACUCUCCAAAGAGCAUCCCACCUAGACCCAUCCCUACCCUAGCCUUGUAUUUCCUAUGGCUAAUCUACUAACCUGCAUAUCCCGAUACACUACAGGCAAUCUAUCACGGCCAAUCCACCUAGCCUGCUCAUCAUUGGACUGUAGGAGGAAACCAGAGUGCCUGGAGGAUAUCCACACACACAGGGAGAAUGUUAAAACUCCACAAAGGCAGUUGCCUGUAGUAUUGACUCUGUUGUAGAUUAAUGAUGAAAAUUGAAGAUGAAUGUUCUGUUCAACUACUGAUAAAAUGCUGUUGAUAUUAGGAUUCGAACAAGUGAACAAUCUUGUGGUAAAAAAUGUUUAGAUACAUGAGUUACAUUUUAGGAAAUGUAAUUCGCACAUUUUAUAUUUAAAAAUGCAUCAAAGAUUAUAUGAAUAAAAAGAAACUAGCUGGUUAAAAAAUAUCUUAAAUUACCCCUAACUUAGAUUCAACUGUGCGCAUUUUUGGUAAUGCCCAACUACAGUAUGUAUAUAAUUGGAAGUCUUAAUUCUUAGUGAUAUGCCUCAGUGAGCCAUUUCAUUAAAUAUUCCAAUCAUUCUUAAACUUUAUGCAAAAUGCAAAUCCCAAACAAUCCUGACUUUUAUUUUAAAUCUGUAUUUACUGUAACCAACAAGCUGUUUGACAAUGAGACCAUCCUUAAGAGGACUGGUUUUCAACCCAAAAAUUGUCCAGACUUUGCAAUAUUUUAUGAUUCUUCCAUAAGUAUUUUUUUCAGUUGAUUUGCAGUGACAACUUGGCUGUUGCAUCUUACUCACUGUGCUAGAGGAAUACAAAAGAUUGAGAUGCUCUGUUGGCAUCAGUGUUGGGACCACAACUAUUCAUGUUAUAAUGAUCUGGACAAAGGAAUUGAGGGCAUUUUUACCACAUUUGUAGAUAACACAGGGAGGUGGAGGGACAGAUACUGUUGAGGAAGCAGGGACGUUGCAGAAGGACUUGGACAAACUAGGAGAGAGGGCAAAGAAGUAUCAGAUGGAAUAAAAUGUGAGGUUAUGCAUAUCAAUAGCAAGAAUACAGGCACAGACUACUUAUAAAUAGGGAAAGGCUUUGGAAAUCUGAAGUGCAAGUGGACUUGGGAGCCAUAGAUUAGGUUCUAAAGGUCAACAUGCAAUUUCAAAUGAUAGUUAGGAAGGCAAAUGGCAUUCGUUUCAAGAUGGUUAGAAUACAAGAGGAGAGAUGUACUGCUGAGGCUGUAUAAGGAUCUUCUCAGGCCACAUUUGGAAUAUUGUGAUGAGUUUUGGUCCCCUAUCUAGGGAAGGAUAUUUUGAAGGCAAGAUAGGAAAUGAGAACCUAGGGUCCUUGACCAUGGAGGGGACCAUCGAGUACUGAAAGAGACCCUACAUCUAUCUGAAGCUUGAGUAGGAUAGCCUACUGUGCUAAAAGAAAACAAAAGAACUGUGGAUAUUGAAAAUCUGAAAUAAAAACUGAAAUUCAUGGAGAAACUCAGCAAGUCUUGCGGCAUCUGUGCAGGGAAACUGACUUUUUGUAGUUUUAUUAUGUCUUUCCUACCUAUCUUUGUGUUAUUAGCAAAUUUGGUGACUGUACCAUCCAUCCUUGAUCCGAUUUAUUUAUACAAACUGUGCAUCAAUCUCUGUGGUAUGCCACUCAUUACACCUGUUCAACUUGAAAAAGACCCUUUAUGCUUACUCUGUUUCCUGUUAUAAUCUUCAGACCAUGCCAAUGUGCUACUAUCUACGUCAUGAGUUUUUAUGUAAUAAACUUCGAUAUGGAAAUAUGGAAGUACGUUGUAUGAACUGGCCCCUCUAUCCACCGUACUUAUUACAUCUUCAAAGAAACUCAACAGAUUGGAUAAAGAUGAUUUCCCUUCCACCAAAUCAUGUUGACUGCCCAAUUUCCUUAACUAAUAUAA
This is a messenger RNA of Stegostoma tigrinum, 12346 nucleotides long. RefSeq names its product solute carrier family 7 member 2 (gene slc7a2). Gene Ontology annotation, cellular component: plasma membrane. Gene Ontology annotation, molecular function: amino acid transmembrane transporter activity. Gene Ontology annotation, biological process: amino acid transport; transmembrane transport. Bases 195 to 2165 code for a protein of 656 amino acids. The transcript has 12 exons. Lineage: Eukaryota; Metazoa; Chordata; Chondrichthyes; Orectolobiformes; Stegostomatidae. The record is from RefSeq and is a predicted model, not a curated record.